GUAAUAUAGACUGUUACGUUUAGGUUGCUUCGAAGAAAAAUGGUAAAACUCAUCGUAGCUGCCUUGCUGACCGUUUCGGUGCUGACCGUUGCGGCGGAAAAGCAGAAGCAGUGGAUCGACCGGGACGACGUCUACUGCGGCCAUAUUGACUGCACCAAGCUGGCCAGCUUCAAGGGCGAGAAGUUCUGCAGCCCGUGCGACACCGACCACUACUGCGAGUGCAAGGAGACGCUCGAAUCGCUGCCGUACAUGUACAAGUGUCCCGGAGCUGGCGCCUGCCAAACCACCGACAAGCGUGGACCCUGCCGGCGCACGAUGGACGACGACCUGUGCAGCCACAUCGACGAAGCGUAUCGCUAUCUGUAGCGCGUCGAGAAGUGAAACUCUUGAAAGUAGCAAUAAAGCCUUAGUGAAGGACUUAUCUUAUCAUCUCGUCCCAUGAUGAAUUCUGCGGAAAAAUCUUCCACAGGUCAAGUUUCAAUCUCUUUCCGGCUAAUCCAAAACGAAUUCGCGUUUCAUUGCUCAAGUUCUAAGUAAGUUCAAAUCAAACCUUUCAAUAUCUCUUUUGCACUUCUCCAGAAAAGAAGAGAAAAAGGUUCUAUACGCAUUGAGA
Anopheles coustani is the source of this 613-nucleotide messenger RNA. RefSeq lists its product as uncharacterized. Lineage: Eukaryota; Metazoa; Arthropoda; Insecta; Diptera; Culicidae. The record is from RefSeq and is a predicted model, not a curated record. The coding region runs from base 40 to 366 and encodes 108 amino acids. The transcript has a single exon.